Triticum turgidum subsp. durum (durum wheat) is the source of this 2061-nucleotide messenger RNA. Lineage: Eukaryota; Viridiplantae; Streptophyta; Magnoliopsida; Poales; Poaceae. The record is from the annotation of a GenBank genome assembly.
AUGCAGCAAAUGUGGAUGGCACUGACGACCAUGCUGCUGCUCCUUGCGGCAGGAGCAGCAGCAGGAGCAGCAGAGGCAGCUACCAGCACGACGACAACUCGUGGGUGUCGGCCGAGCUGCGGGGGCGUGAACAUCCCCUACCCUUUCGGCGUCGGCACUGGUUGCUUCCGCAAGGGGUUCGAGAUCGAGUGCACCAAGGACGGCCCGGUGCUCGCCGGCUCGUCCCUUCGGGUGAAGCACCUGUCGAUCCAUCCAGACGUGUCGCUGGUCAUGCUCCCCAUCGGGUGGAAGUGCUACAACGCCUCCAGCCCAACCGAAGCCGCGGACUCCAGCUACGGGGAGACGACGAUGAACAAGGACGGUGUGUAUCGCAUCUCCAACACGCACAACAUGCUCGUCGUCAUCGGCUGCGACACCAUGGGCUACACCGCCAGCAUGAAAACCGACGGCGGCUCCGCCUCACACGCCUACUACACCGGGUGCAUGUCCUACUGCAACAACUCCGCCAGCGCACAGGACGGCCUCUGCGCCGGCGUCGGCUGCUGCCACGUCGACAUCCCACCGGGGCUCACCCACAACUACUUCAAGUUCAACGCCUACGACCACUCCAGCAUGAUGGACUACAGCCCCUGCGACUACGCCUUCCUCGUCGACAGGAACAACUACACCUUCCGCCGGUCCGACCUCAAGAUGGACACAAACCGGACCUCGCCGGUGUGGCUGGACUGGGCCAUUCGCGGCAACGGCUCCAUCUCCGGCGACAUACUGUCGUGCAACCAAGCUGCCAGGACCGAUGAGUACGCCUGUGUCAGUGAUCACAGCGACUGCCUCGACUCCACCAAUGGGCCUGGCUAUAACUGCAGGUGCUCUGACGGCUAUCAGGGCGACGCUUACAUUGUGGACGGAUGCACCAAUAUAGAUGAAUGCGCGAAUCCGGCCGACUACCAUUGCUACGGUGUAUGCACGGACACACAAGGAUCAUACGUAUGCGAAUGUCCUGCUGGUUAUCGGAGCCAUGACCCAAGAAAGGAACGAUGUACUCAAAAGUUCCCACUUGCAGCACAGAUUUCCAUAGGUGCAAUAAGUGGCAUUCUCGUCUUGGCACUCUUGUCAUUCAUUUAUGUACUUCGCAAAGAGAGGCGGGAGGCCAGGGACUUUUUCCGAAAGAAUGGUGGUCUUACAUUAAAGGAUGCUACAAGUAUUAAGAUUUUCAAAAUGGAGGAGCUCAAACCAAUUCUAAAGAAACACAAUUUGAUUGGUAAAGGUGCCUUUGGUGAAGUUUACAAGGGUGAUGUUGAUGGAGUUCUAGUCGCAAUAAAGAAACCAAUUGGUGAUAAUGCGUUAGAGAACAACCAAUUUCCAAAUGAAGUCAUUAUCCAGUCUCAAGUCAUCCAUAAGAACAUUGUAAGGCUUAGAGGUUGUUGCCUAGAAGUGGAUACCCCCAUGCUAGUGUACGAAUUCAUCUCCAAUGGAAGCUUGGAAGACAUUCUUCACAAGGAUAAAAGCAAGCUUCUCAACUUGGAUGUACGUCUAAGUAUUCUUCAAGAAUCAGCACAUGGUCUAUCAUAUAUGCACUCACAAACCCACACCACAAUCUUGCAUGGUGAUGUUAAACCAGCAAACAUUCUCUUGGAUGAAAAUUUUACGCCGAAGAUCUCAGAUUUUGGCAUAUCAAGGUUGAUUGCAAAAGACAAGGAACAAACUGCAAACAUCAUAGGUGACAUGACUUAUAUGGAUCCAGUUUACCUAAAGACAGGACGAUUGACCGACCGAAGUGAUGUCUAUAGUUUUGGGGUUGUCAUCCUAGAACUCAUUAGCAGGAAGAAGGCCACUCACUCUGACAAUAAUAGCUUAGUGUGCAGCUUCCAAGAGUGUCAUCAAAGAGGGGGGACAUCGCUGAAGUUGUUUGAUCCAGAAAUUGCAACAGCAGGCAAUUUCGAAAUUCUUGACAAGCUAGCACAGAUUGCUAUGGAGUGUCUUCAUCUUGAUGUGGAUCAAAGACCAUCAAUGACAGAUGUUGCAGAACGCCUUCUCAUACUGCAUAGGUCCCGUAAGCUGUAG